This is a messenger RNA of Rubroshorea leprosula, 1533 nucleotides long. The record is from the annotation of a GenBank genome assembly. Lineage: Eukaryota; Viridiplantae; Streptophyta; Magnoliopsida; Malvales; Dipterocarpaceae.
UUCACUUGCAUUGGCUAAACGUCUUCCACGAAGUACAUCCUGCUACUGCCUGGUGCCUAUUUCGAGUUGUUUCCUCUCCUUUGUUGGCUCAUCAACCCCUCGCAUCAGAAAUUGAACCUGCUACUGCUUUUACUAAUUUGCUUUGCUUGGCUUGGCUUAAAUUGGUUUUCAGUGUUCACCUUUUCUUCUUUCUUCUGCCAGAAUAUAUCCAUCAACCUUUUGCAAGAAAGAAUAGACUUGCAGUUGCAAUCGAGCAGAUCUACUGUAUGCUACAUAGUUUCUGAUUUUGUGGGUCUAAUUUUCAUCGCACUGUCUAAUUUCUUCAAUUCUUCUAGACCUGCAGGAAAUAUCCGUCAGCCACACUAUAUCAGGAAGAAUAGGCUAUCAACUGCAAUCAAGAUGAUCUGUUGUGCCCAAUUUGUUUCUGCAUCGAAAUUCCUAAAUACCAUUUUUUAGACCUGCAGGUCAACGGCUACGACUCCAAAGAAUUGAGCUUGCAACUAGAUUUUGCUGUGACUUGUAAUUUGCUUGGUUUAAUUUGGUCAUCAUCAUCAAUUUUUUCGGUUUUAUCUAUUAAACUUGCAGGUAAAACAUUUAACCCCCUUGGAUAUAAUAAUUAGCUGUUUUAUUCAAAUUAUUAUAGGAUAGUUGUUUAAUAAAUUUAUUUUUUUAAACCACUACACAACAAAUAUUUGAUAAAAUUUUUAUUUAAUGAUUUAGAACUAAUAAAUGGUAAUUAGGGCUAAUUCACUGGCGAAAUGCACCAAAUUGCUAGAGAACAAAUAUUCUUUUAUUUUAUCAACAGACUUAUAUAACCACCGAAAUAUAAAUAUAUUUAACCCUUAAUAUGAAAAUAAAAAUAUGUUUCAAAUUGGUCUGCACAAUAAAAAGUGUAGUAUCACCUAUGAAUGCACUAAAAUAUUCUUAUCAGACUCUCUUCUUUAUAUUAUUUUAUUAAUAUAAUUUUAAUAAAUCUCAUAGAAAAAUUCAAGGGGAUGCAAAAAAUUAAAAACCUCUUGAUGUUAAAAAUAUUUAUAAAAAUAUUUAUAUAUUUAAUAAAAGUUGCAUAAUCGAAGAGACAUACGUAGCUUUUAGUUUAGUUCAUUUAUUAUGUGAUUAAUAUUAAAUAUUAUUAUAUUAUGUUUUUUGCGCAUCUAUCAAUUAAAAUAGUAUGACACGAGAACUGUUGGCUCGCGCAGUGGAUGCUCCUGUAAUAGAAGUUCUCAUCAGAGUCUUGAUUUUAGGAUCGAAUCCCCCCUCCCCCUACAAAAGAUCAUCUUUCAGGAAAUGCCCACGUUGGUUAUCAGUGUCCAACUUUACCUAUUUCUUCUGCUAAUCUUGCACUAUUCUCGUUAUCAUGUUAUCAUCUUUUUACUUUCUUGAGUGAUUUGUUAGAUUUCUCAUUUUCAUAUUUUGUGCUUUGACCUGGUAGUUAAUUUAGUAGCUACUUAAUUAAUUGAUACUCUAUUUGAGGUCUCUCUCUCGUUCUUUUGUUGGUCACUUCAAGAACAGUAAUAUAGAAAUUUAUGCCUC